GGGGAUAAGCUAAAUAUACUAUGCGUAUAUGCACCAACGACUGAAGGAGUGCAGGAACGGAAAGAUUUCUUCCAAAAGGUCAAAACCUUCUAUGAGACACAUCGUGAUGUGCCCAAACCACAGGUAAUGGCGGGGGACUUCAACAACAUUGAGGAUGCGAUUGACAGGCUGCCCGUGGGAGAACAGCCCGACUCAUCCAUUGCGGACCUGGAUGGGCUAAAACAAGAUUUGAAUUUAAUGAUGGUGGACGGCUGGCGUGCGACGUACCCAGAGACCAGAGACUACACCUUCUAUCGAACUCUGAAUGAGCGAGCAAUUCUAUCAAGACUGGACAGGAUAUAUACCACGGAAGAGCUGUGGACGAUGUCGAGAGACUGGAGAAUAAUGGAAACAGGAAUCAGCACAGACCACAAGAUGGUAUCAGUCCAGUUAGCUACAAUGAACUCGCCUGUAGUCGGGCCGGGCAGGCCCAUUUUCCCCAUCUUCCUGCUAAAGGAGAAGAAGCUUAAGCAGAAAAUGAAAGAGCGAGGCAUGAGAGCAAUACGAGACCUACAAAAACUCGAAGCCGGAGAACCGAGAACGGAGACGUUCAACCCGCAAACAAUCCUGCAUGCUAUGAAAAGCGACAUGAUGAAGGAUGCCCGCAAAAGAGAAAAGGAAACGGUUCCGAAGCUACUUGCGAAAAUA
Messenger RNA from Dichomitus squalens LYAD-421 SS1, 687 nucleotides. Its product is annotated as DNase I-like protein. The annotation marks the transcript as partial. NCBI's taxonomy places the organism in Eukaryota, Fungi, Basidiomycota, Agaricomycetes, Polyporales, Polyporaceae. The transcript has a single exon. The record is from RefSeq and is a predicted model, not a curated record.